Messenger RNA from Vombatus ursinus (common wombat), 6659 nucleotides. It is a transcript of the gene ZNF507, whose product is annotated as zinc finger protein 507. The record is from RefSeq and is a predicted model, not a curated record. Gene Ontology annotation, cellular component: nucleus. The coding region runs from base 182 to 3052 and encodes 956 amino acids. The transcript is spliced from 7 exons. Gene Ontology annotation, biological process: regulation of gene expression. Lineage: Eukaryota; Metazoa; Chordata; Mammalia; Diprotodontia; Vombatidae.
GACGGAGGACCCGCCGGGGAAGGGGCAACUGCCGCUGUCGAAGCUGCUGGACCCGCAGGUGUAUUAUUGUUCUAUCCCUGGACUUGUAAAGAUCCACAGCUCCAGUGCCUGAAAUAUACCCACAUUUGCCAAGUAAAGUGACAUAACUUGGAAAAUUCAAAAGAGCAGACCUUAAGAUAUCAUGGAAGAUACCAGCAGUGUUGCAGUAUUGGUACCAGGUAUUGGUGAACAAGAAGCUGUACUGAUUUCUGAAACUGUCAUCAGUCCAUCAUUGGAAAUAGGUGAUGAACAGAGAAAAUAUAAAACAGAUCCACUUAUUGAUGUUAUCCAGAAAUUGAGCAAGAUUGUAGAAAGUGAAAAGUCACAAAGAUGCCUUUUAAUUGGGAAAAAACGCUCUCAUCCAAAUGCUUCAGUGCUUUCUCUUGAAACGCAAGACCUUUGUGAGAUUCCAGCCAAAACAAUUGAACUACCUGCUACUGGCACCAAAAGGACUGAGGAGCUGCAAGCAGAUUAUUAUAUCACUGACUAUUUUCCACAGAAUAAUAGAAAGACCAUGUGUUACCAAUGCAGUCUUUGUAAGUUCCUAUCUUCUUCUUUGUCUGUGUUAAAAGAGCAUAUCAAACAGCAUGGUCAGCAGAAUGAAGUGAUCUUAAUGUGCUCUGAGUGCCAUUUUGUAUCCAAGAGCCAAGAAGAACUUGAAGCUCACAUUUUAAAUUACCAUGGAAAUGAUGCCAAAACUCCUAUUGAAUCCAAAGGUCAGCAGUGCACUGGCCUCUCCAACCCCUCAAUUCAGGGAACAAUAGAAGGGAGUCUCAAAACAGUUGCGGACCUCACUGUGAACUUGGACAAUAGCAACAUGCAAACAAUCCGAGCUGCUUCUGUUGCAGAAAUGGGGAGGAGAAAAUGGUACACAUGUGAGCAGUAUGGCAUGUACCGAUGCUUGAUUUGUAGUUAUACUUGUGGUCAGCAGAGAAUGUUGAAAACACAUGCUUGGAAGCAUGCAGGGGAAGUGGAUUGUUCCUAUCCAAUUUUUGAAGAGGAAAAUGAGACUCUGGGCUUGUCAGACUCUUUAGCUACCUCAGCUCAAAGGGUUGAAACAGUAGUUCUUGCUCUAGAGGAUGAUGAGCUGGGUAUUCAUAAUGGGCAGUCUGUUCAGGUGCAGAUCUGUAGUUCAGAGCAGCUGUCAUGCAGAUCUAUUGAACAAAAUAGAGAAGUAAGUGGAAGCCUAAGACAGUCAGCUACCCUUGACCCCAGUGGAGAAGAAAUGUUGGAGGUGAUGUCUGAUACAGAGGACAGUCUGAUGGCUGAUAGCCUACUUUCAUCAGCACAGAAAAUCAUUAACUGCAGCCCAAAUAAAAAAGGUCAUGUUAAUGUUAUAGUGGAACGUUUGCCUAGUGCUGAAGAAACAGUAUUACAAAAACCUUUUCUGAUGAAUACGGACAUGGAAGAGGAAAAAAACCUGAUCUCCACAAAAACCCAGAUUGUGCAUGAAGAAACAGAUGAAGUUUAUCAUAGUGAUAAAAGCACUGUCGAAAUUGAAGAGGUGAUCAUAGGAUGGAGCAAUCCUGAGAAGAAAGACAGUGAGAUAAUCUCAAAUAAAGUUCUGGCUGCUGAUGAGAAUGCCCCUCCAGGCCGGAGAAGGACAAAUUCUGAGUCCCUGCGCCUGCAUUCCUUAGCAGCAGAAGCUCUAGUAACAAUGCCUAUAAGGGCUGCAGAAUUAACACGAGCCAGUCUUGGGCACUAUGGAGAUGUAAACCUUUUAGAUCCAGAUACUGGGCAGCGACAAGUUGAAAGUACUAUAGCAGCUUACUCUAAAUUGAUGUCUCCACUUAACUCUUCAGAAGUGUUAACUAGCUUUAACCAAAGUGACUCUACAUUGGUAGAACUUACAGAGAACAAACAGGAAUUAUCAGAAGUUCCUGUUAAAAUGGGUAUCAGCAUGUCCCUGCUCACUGUAAUUGAAAAAUUGAGGGAAAGGACAGACCAGAAUGCUUCAGAUGAUGACAUUUUGAAAGAACUGCAGGACAACGCCCAGAGUCAGCCGACUGGUGAUGCAAACUUGCCUGGAAGCAACUUGGUAGAAUUUAUCCCUAAUGCUGAUCGACCAUACCGUUGCCGGUUAUGUCACUAUACUAGUGGUAACAAGGGCUACAUUAAACAGCACUUGCGAGUCCACCGGCAGAGACAGCCUUACCAGUGUCCUAUUUGUGAGCACAUAGCUGACAACAGCAAGGAUCUAGAGAGCCACAUGAUCAACCACUGUAAAACCAGGAUGUACCAGUGCAAACGGUGUGAAGAAUCUUUUCAUUAUAAGAGCCAGCUGAGGAACCACGAGAGAGAGCGACAUAGUGUUCCAGAUAACUUGUCAAAAGUAAAUCCAAAUGAACCAAUAGUUUCAAAUGAGGCAGCUGAAGGAAAAUGUGUUCGGGAAGGUAAUAGAUCUUCAAUCCAGAGACUAUAUAAAUGUGAUGUGUGUGAUUACACAAGUACAACCUAUGUUGGUGUCCGGAAUCACAGGCGAAUCCAUAGCUCUGAUAAGCCAUACAGAUGUUCUCUGUGUGGAUAUGUAUGUAGCCAUCCUCCUUCUUUGAAAUCCCAUAUGUGGAAACAUGCAAGUGACCAAAAUUAUAACUAUGAACAAGUAAAUAAGGCUAUCAAUGAUGCAAUUUCACAAAGUGGCAGGGUUCAAGGACAAUCCCCUGGAAAGAUUUUAUCAGACAGCACUGAUGAGAAAGCUAAUUCUGUUGUGGGGAUUUCAGAGAAUUUGGUGUCAUUUUCAGAAACAGUUAACCAGGCUCCCAGUGAAGUUAUAGGUCCCAAUGAGAAUAAAAAACUUAGCCCAACAAAGAAUAAUACCUCACAAAGUUCAGAAAAGAACCCCAAACAGGCCCCUCCCAAUAUGGAAUACUGUGUUUUGCUCUUCUGUUGUUGUAUUUGUGGUUUUGAAUCUACUAGCAAGGAAAACCUUUUAGAUCAUAUGAAAGAGCAUGAGGGUGAAAUUAUAAACAUCAUUCUAAAUAAGGACCACAACUCAACUCUAAGCACAAAUUAGUUGGAAUAAUUUUCCUAGCAAUAGCUCUACCUUUGUUAAUGUCAGCUGAGGUACUAAAGAGGAAAUUACUUGUGUGAUAUUUGUGUAAGUGGCAAGUGUGACUUUGGUGAACUAAAUCCCUAUUGCAGUAAGAGAAGGAACUCUAAAUGGGCAAUACUCAAUAAAGAAUAAAUAGUCCUAGGGGGAGCAAAUGGGAAAGAAACAAAGAAGUUUGUACCUACACUGUGUUCCUCCAUCUUGUGCCAAAUAUUUGCAUUUCUAAAUGCCUAUUGUAGACCUGAACAAAGGAGUUAAUAUGAAGUGUUUUCAGGAACCAUUGUAGUAAAAAUAUAUCCUUUAUUUUAGGUAAAGAUUAUUUGUCCUCCUUUCCAGCUGAUGGCGUAGCAAUUUUUGGGGUAGAGAGGAAUUUUACCUAAGAAAACUAGGUCUGUUCACUGUUACUGACAAGGAGGGCAGGAUCAGAAGGGAAGCAAGUGGACUUUGGGACGAGAGUGUUUUCAGAGAAUCUUAUUAACUAUCUUUAGAGUAUGUAUUUGGAAUCCCAUACUGAACUAAAAGGAAAUAGUCAUCCAGUCAAGCUUGGCAUAAGUAAAAUUUUACCCUAUUUUUACAAACAUGAAACCAACCACCUUUAUAUUCAGGUGUGGUUUGCAAGUAGACAUUUUAAAAGUAUCUUUUCAUUUACAUGUGUGGGAUCAUUUUUAAGGGGGGAUAAGGAAGAAAUAAUCAGGAAAUCACCAAAAAAAAAUGGAAAUCCAGUUUUAUGGAAAUGGUAACUAUAAAAGUACAGUACUCAUGUUGCCACUAAAAGGCUGUCUCUGAGUGAUAUUCAGAGCACUGUAGUUUUCUAAGUAAAAUCAACCCCAUCUCCCAAGUAAAAGCAAGCAAGCUACCAGAGGCUUAAUAAAACUUUAAAUAAGAAGAGUUUCAUUUGUUGAUCACUAAACUAUUUUUCUGACAGCUAUCCCCAUCUUUAAUUGAGUGAGAAAGUAUGUGAUAGUUUUUCCUUGAUAAAUGGUUUCUCUUUAAAUCAUUUCAGAAGAUAGAGGGAGAAAUUUGAUGGCUCUUAAAAUGAGGGCUUUUUUUUUUUUUGUAAAGUUAGUGAAUCUGAUGUUUUUAUAUUUACCUGUGCAAAAGUAGGAUAAUAAGCAUAAGUGCUGUAUCCUGAAAAAUUCAGAUUGCCUAUAAAAGUUUAAAUAACAAACAGGGUUUAAUAGUCUUUAAGGAUAUGUCUUACCUAAGAAAAAUCUAGAAAAGUUUAGAGUAUUCUGAAAGAGCGAAAUGAAGAACUGAUUUUUUUUUAAAAGGAAAUUGCCUCGAAACCUGCUAUCACAUAGGUGCAAUUCUCCCUUCUAGUUUUUCACAAAUUACAAGUUUUGUGUAAGAAACUUUAUUAUUAAUGUAUUUCAAAGAGUGAUAGUAAGAACAAUGUUUCUUUUGUAUUUAUUAUCACGUAUUUAUGCAUAAUUUCUGUUACAGCUUAUUUCUGUAACUACAGAUCUGAAAGGCUGGUGUACACCUAGUGCACCAUGUUCGUGGUGCUAUUUCUGCAUUUAUUUUCUAAUAUCCUCCUUAUUAAAGACUGUGAUGCUGGGCAACUUAGAGUUUGUCGGGGUGUUGUAUAGACACUUCUUACUUGAGGUAGUAAAAUAAGCUCAAGUCUACAGAAUGGAAUUAAAUUUUUAAGGUGUCCUUAUGAAUACUUUGAGUUAUAGCAGUGUCUGAUUUGUGUUUCUUACGUUAUAAUUUGACAAUGACUUAGGUUACACGUGCAUAAGUGUGUUAAAUAAAAUUAAGAUUUUGCAGCAAUGUCAUAUAGCUCAUUAAUUAAAAUUACCUUUUACCCUUUCAUUGAAUUUAAGUCCACUUACGAGAUUUUUUUAAAACAGAUUUCCAAACAUUUGGAUGUAAUAAAUAUAUCACUGAACCCAGUGUGUAUGGAAUAACAAGAGAAUUUUACAUUUUCAUAGUCUCAUCUUUUCUGAAUCAAAAUGCAACAUAAUAAAUUUUGAAUCAGAGUCAAAUAUUUUAAAUGGUACCAUUGUCAUCACAGUGGUCAGCACUGAUAUUGUGGGCCAGAUUAUUAUUUCCAGUCAUUUCUGUAAAGUUAGAGGAGAUAGAGCUUAGUUUUAUCAGGUGUAGAAAGAAGUAAUGCUGAAAAUGGUCAACCUUAAGGAAUUCCUAUGUUAAAUAUGCAACAUAGCAAUUCAUUUUUGUGGUUCCCAUUUUAUAUAAUUAUUUGGGAGGGAGAGAAGCCCUGGUAAUCCCCAUCUCCCCUUUCCCCGUCUAUGAAAAUAUAUAUGUGUAUGUGUAUGUAUAUAUAAUAUUUUUUUUGCCUAUUUUUGGUGCCCUCAAACCAAUUCCAUUGAUUGUUCUUUACAUUUUCCACAUGGGAUCGUGAAUUUUAAAAUUGUCACAGGUAAUGGAAAGAAAAUGAAGGCCACAAAAAUAGUCAUUAAAUUUGUAUCAAGGCCCAUGGUUUGAAUCCACAGAGUUUUAUUUUCCCAUUAUUUUGUGAUAUGCCUGAGGUUAACAACUGCAUCAAACCAAAUAAUAGAAUACUUUUAAAAAGUGAAAAAGUAUUCUAAAUAUUCAAAUGUCAAGGCUGUAAUUUCAACAGAAUUAAACAUCAAAAUGACAAGUAGGAAACCCCCUUUAUAACAAAGGAAGAGAUUAGUGAUUUCAUUAGUCCAAGAUCUUUUACAAAAUUGUGUUUUAAGAACUCCACACAUUUAAGAUUGCCAGAAUUGAUCCUGAAAGCAACUUUUUAAAAAAGUUUCUUGAGUGAGACAUGUGAUAAUUCUAUAAACAACAGUGUUAUAUUAUUUCUCUGAUGAUCCAGAGACCCUUUUGUGUCAGUGCAUCAACAACUAGAAAAUUACUAUACCACACUAUACUUGAGCCUUAUGUUUUCAGUUCUCUAGCCAGCCAAUUUAAUUUAGUGACCCUUUCCGUAACCUUUGUUCUCAAUACUUUAAUCCUGUUUGAGAUAGAAAAAAAUCAUUCCAAAACCACUUAAGAGUUGUCUGUACUAGUGAAGCAAAGCGGUGGGUCCCUGUGUUUACAUUUCAUCAUCCUACAAUGUACUUGGAUUGACAAGGAAGAGCAAAUGCCUCUCUGAAGAUUCAUAGAUUUUUCAAUUUUCACAAGCACUUAUUUAAUUAAUCCUUAAAAAUGUACAGCAGGUGCUCAAAGUAAUGUUAUGUAAAAUAUAUUUAAUAGAAAUUUGAGUUUAAUAUUCAUGGACAUGGAUAUAUGUAUUUUUUUAAGAAAUAAGCAUUGUAUAACACUAUGGCACUGCUUUUAUAGCCAAAGCAUUAAAAUCUUUAGAAAACUGACAUGUAAAGAAUACAGUUAAUUUUAACGCUGUAUCUUAUUAAAAUAGGAUGAUCUGCAUUUUAUGAAAUUAUCCAGCACAUUAAGCUGCAUGCCUUAAAGCCUAAAAUUCUAGGAUUGUGUUCAUGAUGGAACAGAACAAUGAAGCAAAUUCAACAAUGCUACCUUCUGAAAUACUGUAUGAUGUUAGAAUAAUUUAUUUUGCUCUACAGGAGUUGUCUUGUAUUGACUUUAAUAUUGUAUUUUGGUAAUAAACUUUUUGUUAAAAAUA